AUGGCAUCCAAUAUUUUGUCCCUGCCGUUCCGACGAACCCAUUCCAUAUCUCUCGCCGAAGCCAUCAAGCAGUACAUAUCGACCAAAUAUGACCAGCACCCGGACAUGUUCACGCAGGACUUGCAGGCCAUUGAUCAGCUGCGCUCAAGCGCUGUCAACGCCAUCGAGCCUCACACGAGCGGUGUCAAAAAGCUGCAGGCGUACGCAGCCCAGCUGGUUUGGAUGGGAGGGAAAUUUCCAAUAGACAUAGGUGUCGAUUUCUCCUGGUAUCCCGCAAUAGGGUACAACACCCAAAGACCGAUAUCACAGAACAACCUCCGAUUUGAGCUAGCAAACAUCGUGUACAACCUCGCCGCAAUGUACUGCCAGCUCGCCACCUCCUCGAAUCGGAGCACAUCUGACGGCUUGAAGGCAGCUUGCAACUACUUCUGUCUAGCAGCAGGGGUUAUCUCUCACCUCAAGAUCAAUGUCGUACCCGAGCUACGAUCAGCACCGCCAGAAGACAUGGACACCAUGACGCUGGAAAGUCUAGAGCACCUGCUUCUAGCGCAAGCACAGGAAUGUUUCUGGCAAAAGGCAGUGAAAGAUGGGCUCAAGGAUGCCUCGAUAGCCAAGUUGGCCGCCAAAGUAUCCGACCUCUACUCCGAGGCCAGUGAUUUUGGCAUCAAAUCUGAGUCAAUCACAAGCGAGUGGAUACACCACAUGACCGCUAAGCAUCACCAUUUUGCCGCUGCCGCCCAAUACCGAGCCGCUUGCGACUGCUUGGAGAAGAGGAAGUACGGAGAAGAAGUUGCCAGGCUUCGGGACGCUCUCAGUUGUGUCAACGAAGCCUUGCGAGAGUCACGUUAUAUCAGCAAGGCUGUGUUGGCUGACCUCAACGCGCUCAAAACCAGGGUGCAGGAGGACCUCAAGCGGGCUGAGAAGGACAAUGAUAUGAUCUAUCUGAUACCAGUGCCGCCCAAGCCGGAACUGAAAACAUUAGACCGAGCCACAAUGGUGGCAGCCAGAGUACCAAAGGAGCUCUCGGAUCCGCUAUCGCUGCUAGGCGAGAACGGCGCACUCGGCCGUCCCCUAUUCUCGAAGCUGGUCCCUUACUCUGUGCACGUCGCAGCCAGCAUAUACGCUGAUCGCAGGGACCGCAUCGUCAAUCAGACCAUCGACGAGCUGGAGGCUUUGACGGCGAGAAUGCACGAGGUGUUGAAGAGCCUCAACCUACCAGGCUCACUACAGGCCCUUGAGAAGCCACUUGGAUUGCCUCCAGGUCUCAUCUCUCAUGCAGAGGAGAUACGCCAGCAGGACGGCAUUAACCGUCUCUAUCGGUCUAUCGAUGAGACUCGGAAGCUGAAGGAGACCGAUCGGGCAAUGUUUCAGGAGGGCCUAGACCUCUUACGAGCAGAAGCUGCAGAAGAUGACCGAGCAAGGCGAAAGUAUGGCACCGACCGAUGGAACCGGCCUACAUCUGAGCAAGCAGUGCCGCAGCUAUAUGCUCAGAUAGGCGAGAUCGAGGGCUACCUGAAGUCCGCGGCUAACAGCGACAAGCUCGUGCAAGAUAAGAUCAAGGAUUGUGAAGAGUACGUUCGACUCCUGAGCGGUACAGAUAGGGACCUUGAACACUUCGUACCGAGCAGCCGCCGGACCACCAUGACUCCUGCGGUCGAGAGAGAAGCAGGGAGGCUCCGAGGUUGCUUGAACGAAGUAAAUCGGCUCGAGACCAGACGGAGACGAAAGGCUGAAGCUUUGAAAGCGAAAGCCAAGCAGGACGACGUCAAUCAUGAUCUGCUAAGGGAAGCCGCUCGCUUGGAGCGCGAAUACCCCAUGCACACCAUCGAAGCGGUCCAGUUCGAGAACUUCUUCGAGAAACGUCUCCAGACGUACGACGUAGACAAGGCGAUGAUCUCAGAGGAGCAAGAGGAGCAGCAGAAGAUUGAAGCCCGGUUACGAGAGGCAAAUGCAGCCUUCAUCAACGCACGGCGAGGCGACUCUUCAAGCAAGCAGCGCGAGCAGGCACUACAGAAGCUCGAAAACGCGUACUUCAAAUACAAAGAGAUCAUAUCGAACCUCGAUGUAGGAAGGAAGUUCUACAAUGACCUCGCCAAGAUAGUCGGACGCUUCCGGGACGACUGCCGCAGCUUCGCCUACCAGCGGCGAACGGAAGCGUCCCAGAUAGAAUCCGACCUCAGCACAGCAAUGUCCGGCCUGAACCUCCAGCAGGCCAACUCGUUACAGCAACAGAGGAAGGCGGAGCACCAGAAACCGCCAUAUCCGGUCAAGCCUCCAGCUGAGGAGCCGCUGGCGGCACCAACACCCACUAGGACCGGGCCGGGCCCCGUCGCGGCUGGUAUGUGGACGCCGGAGAUGGGGAUCAGGUUCAAUGACGGGAGCGCGCCGCAGAGCAAUAACCAGCCAGGACACUCACGUGACGCGCGGUGGGAUCCGGCGAAGGGCAUGAAGUUUGCAUGA
Molecule: messenger RNA, 2460 nt
Organism: Coniosporium apollinis CBS 100218
Lineage: Eukaryota; Fungi; Ascomycota; Dothideomycetes
Exons: 6
Coding region: 1-2460 (819 amino acids)
Cellular component (GO): endosome
Molecular function (GO): protein binding
Source: RefSeq, a predicted model, not a curated record